Molecule: messenger RNA, 324 nt
Organism: Encephalitozoon intestinalis ATCC 50506
Lineage: Eukaryota; Fungi; Microsporidia; Unikaryonidae
Exons: 1
Coding region: 1-324 (107 amino acids)
Biological process (GO): DNA-templated transcription initiation
Cellular component (GO): RNA polymerase complex
Molecular function (GO): nucleotide binding
Source: RefSeq, a predicted model, not a curated record
AUGAAAAUAACGGGGAGAAUUCGACUACUGUCAAAGAUAGAUGCAUUAGAUAUAAUAGAUAACUCCAUGGAAAGUCAUCCCGGCCAGACCGAAUUCUUGGAAAAGGUAAGGCUAUUCUGCACCUUCUCCAUGACCAGAGAUAAGGCCGGAAAGGUCAGAGAAGCUUUGAUGAACAUGGGCUUGACAGAGUUUGAGUCAAUACAACUGAUAGAUCUCAACCCCAGGUCGAUUGUUUGUCUCCAACUUGUAAUAGAAGACAUGGAAGAGAGAUUCUCCGAGGGAGACCUCUUUAAGAUACUAGGUCUAUUCGAAAAUGAUAAAUAA